Molecule: messenger RNA, 7747 nt
Organism: Stegodyphus dumicola
Lineage: Eukaryota; Metazoa; Arthropoda; Arachnida; Araneae; Eresidae
Gene: GABA-B-R1
Product: gamma-aminobutyric acid type B receptor subunit 1
Biological process (GO): gamma-aminobutyric acid signaling pathway; G protein-coupled receptor signaling pathway
Cellular component (GO): membrane; G protein-coupled receptor heterodimeric complex
Molecular function (GO): G protein-coupled GABA receptor activity
Source: RefSeq, a predicted model, not a curated record
CCGGAGGAAUGAGCCAUCAUUUAAUGUCGGGUGCGUGACCUACACCCGAUAGAACAAUGUAGCCUUAAUUAAUAGAAUCGAAGUGGCACGAGAUGGUGGGUGGUGUGCAUUUAGGUGUGCUGCUCGUGCUUCUAGUACCAUCUGAAAAUGCGGUGCCACCUGCGUUUCCCAAAGAACCGCCGGUGCCGUCGCAUCCGAAAGUGCAAGAGAAAGAUUUAUACAUCGGUGCAAUAUUUCCCAUUAACGGCACCGGUGGAUGGCUCGGCGGUCAAGGGUGCCUACCAGCGGCACUCAUGGCGCUCGACGAUGUGAAUGCAAGGCCGGAUUUGUUACCUGGAUACAGCAUGAAAAUGCCUUAUUAUGACAGUCAGUGCAAUCCUGGCUUGGGCGCUAGUGUUAUGUAUGAUUUGCUGUAUAACCCUCCUCAGAAACUGAUGCUGCUUGGAGGAUGCUCUAUCGUUUGCUCUACCAUCGCAGAAGCCGCCAAGAUGUGGAAUCUUGUUGUUGUUUCUUAUGGUUCCAGUUCUCCUGCCUUAUCCAAUCGGAAGAGAUUUCCUACCUUUUUCCGUACCCACCCCUCGGCCACAAUCCACAACCCCACCAGGAUUAAACUUUUCCAGAAAUUCAAAUGGUCCAGAAUUGCAAUCAUUCAAGAAGCGGAAGAAGUCUUUAUAUCAACUGGAGAAGACUUGGAAGCGAGGUGCAAAGAAGCUGGAAUAGAAAUAGUAACUCGUCAGAGUUUCCUCACUGAUCCAACGGAUGCUGUCAGGAAUUUAGUGAGGCAAGAUGCAAGAAUUAUUGUGGGCAUGUUUUAUGGUGCAGCUGCAAGGAAAGUGCUUUGUGAGGCAUACAAGCAAAAGGUCUACGGCAAGCAGUACGUAUGGUUUCUCAUUGGCUGGUACGAAGACGACUGGUACACGGAGAUCAAAGGUCUUAAUUGCACAAUUCAGCAAAUGAAAGAAGCUGUGGAAGGUCACCUUACAACUGAAGCUCUCAUGCUAAACCAAGGAUCAAAACAAACUAUUUCUGGGAUGACUUCAGCUGACUUUCUACUUCGGUAUGAAAAGGUACUUCAUGACGAAUAUGGUUAUGAAAGAAGGCCCGUGGGGUACCAAGAAGCGCCUCUUGCAUAUGAUGCAAUCUGGGCAAUAGCUCUGGCUCUGAAUGAAACCAUAAACAAGCUGAAAACUGUCAACAAAUCCAUUGAAGACUUUACCUAUGAAGAUGAAUACAUCGCCCAACAGAUCUACUCCGCUAUGAACACUACCCAGUUUCUUGGAGUCUCGGGUUGGGUGGCUUUUUCUUCUAAAGGCGACAGAAUAGCUUGGACUCAAGUUGAGCAGAUGACAGAUGGAAAUUAUUCCUUGCUCGGUUAUUACGAUACGCAGACUGAUAAUUUAACUUGGCUGAGAAAAGAAAAAUGGGCAGAUGACAGACCUCCACCUGAUCGAACAAUCAUCGUGAAGGUCUUAAGAACUGUGUCCCUAAGUCUUUUCAUCAGCAUGACCACGGUUUCCAGUCUCGGUAUCGUAUGGGCAAUAGGACUUCUAGUUUUCAACACUAUAUUCCGUCAUUCCAGAUACAUCCAGCUAUCUCACCCCAUAUGUAAUAACAUUAUGCUAGUGGGUAUCAUAUGCUGUCUUUUGUGUGCGUGUCUGCUAGGACUGGAUGGACAGUUUGUAGGGGAAAGCAGUUUCAGCAACUUAUGUCAGGCUAGAGCUUGGCUUCUGACAAUUGGAUUUACCUUGUCUUAUGGAGCGAUGUUUUCCAAAAUAUGGCGUGUUCACAGGUUAACAACAAAGUCAAAAUCAGAAAGUAAGAAAGUGGCCAGCUGGAAACUAUAUGUGAUGGUCGGGGUUUUGUUGAUCAUGGAUGUCGUGAUUCUGUCAGCAUGGACAUUUAUCGAUCCACUGCAGCGCAAGCUGGAAGUCUUUCCUUUGGAAGAUCCGGAAGAAUCGCAGGAUAUCAAAAUUGAACCUCAGCUAGAGCACUGUGAAUCGGAAAACAAUGCUGUUUGGUUAGGUGUAAUUUACGGCUACAAGGGUCUACUGCUUAUCUUUGGUAUCUUUUUGGCUUACGAGACAAGGAGUGUGAAAGUGAAGCAGCUGAAUGACUCUAGACUUGUUGGAAUGAGCAUCUACAAUGUUGUGGUUCUGUGUCUGAUAACAGCUCCUGUAACUUUGGUAAUUAGCAGCCAGACGGAUGCGACAUUUGCUUUUGUAGCCCUUGCUAUAAUCGUUUGUUCCUUUUUGUCCAUGGCCCUCAUCUUCAUACCGAAGAUCUUGGAACUGAUUCGUCGACCUCGUGAGCGAAUCGAUGCCAGGACCUUGACAGAUACUAUUACGAGUAGAGAAGAGGAAGACCGUCAUUUGCGAUUGCAAAGAGAAAAUGAUGAAUUGCGCCGUCAGAUUUCAGAAAGGGAAGAACAGAUUCGGCAAGUGACCCAGGCCUUACAAGAGAGGAGUAAUCUACGGAGUUUACAAGUCGCGUCCACAGUCGGUUCAGGGGACAGAGUUCGAAUCACAGUCCCCGGCCAGUACACAGAUGGCGUCAUGCUGGCACCUAAAGACAACAUCAUCAACGACCCGACGUCUGAUUCGGGUUUCAUCACUGGGACAUCCAUAGCCCGCAGUUCCAGAGGGUCACGUUCGGACUUCGAGUUCUCAGAAUCUUAUUUGUGAGGACUCGGAACCCGGAUGACGUCUGAACUGAGGAUUUUGAUAGUCCCAUUUUCCAGAGAACUGCUGCCAUGUGUUGUUGACAUAGUCGUCAACUAUUUGGUUGACUUUUGUUUGUUGAGUACCUUCAAGCAUAUUUUCUAACCACGAAAUCCUUCAAAAUACCCAACACCAAAUAUUCCAAUACCUCAGUUCUAUAUAUUCAUGAGAACUGAUCUGUUCUGGGAACGCAAAAGUAUGAGAAAGUGAACUAUACAUACUAGCUGCUAACAGAAUACAAAAUGCCUAAACAGAUUUUUAAAAAAAUCUUAAUAUUUGAAAUGUCAUAAAUGCAGAUGCACAUGCCAAAAGACAAAACGAUUUCAUAUUGAAAUUCUAUGGAGAUCGAAGGCAGAUCUGUGUUUGGGGAGUAUUUAUAAACCAUCAUAUCUAACUGACAUAACUAUAAAAAAAUACGCGAGAAACACACUGCACUGAGUUAGGUGAAAUAUUUAGUACAUUUAAAUCUCAUAAACAUGUUCUUUUUGUUACGAGUUAAAAAAAAAUAUAUAUAUGUAUUGGGGUCAGACAUACCUAUGCGCAUGCUGGUGUUCCAUAUCAUAAAGUGCACUCGCAGGUUGAAAACAUAAAUAUUUUCAGAAGUGAAUCGGCAUGCUAUAAGUUUACAGUUUACUUAAGAUGUCAGAUUAUUUAUCAAGUCAUCAUCGAAUAAUUUAACGUCCUCUUUGCCCUUUUUUUUCCAAUCUUAGCAUGGCAUCGAGUAGCACAUGUCAUCUUCUAGUUUACUGCUGUGUACAACAGACAACAGGAAUUAUUUGGAGGAUAUUAAAAACCUUGAGAUAAAUACUAUCUAUAAUUCCACUAUUCAAUAUAAUCGUCUUUAUCUAGUUAUUAUGUCAGUGCUUGACAAGCACAUGAAUACCGCGGAAAAUGAUUUUCCUGGCGGAAGCACAGCCACUCAUGUACCGCGGACCGAACCUCAUCAUCAUACCGGAAUUUUGUUACACUCAAAAGUGUACCACUUUUCAUUUUUAAUGAUGAUAGGGUGUAAAAAUGCUUCACCUCCAGCCUAUGACAAGAGAGAAGCUCUUAGCAAGCAUCAACACGUUGUUCUUUCAUUUCUGGUGUCAACCUUGUGUAUCUCUCUUGCAUGUACUCUGUAUGACUUCAGUUUCUCACGAAUGGCAGGAUAUAAUGAUUCAGUAUUAAAAAUCCACUAGAGAUAUCUGCUUGAUUUCUCGUACCGUAUUUUCGACGACUGCAAUGUGAAAUGUUCUCAUUUGUUACCAAGGUGAGAUGACUUCUCAAAAUUAAAUAAUGCCGAUUUUCACCUUCUCUGUCCACUCGAUUCACACAUUUGUCAUCGUACUGAAUUUGACAAUGAACUUACGUGUGUAUUACUUUUUUCGCUUAACAAAAAUCUGGCAAUACUUCUCUUGUUUGACGCAUACUGUAAAGACAUUGCCAUCUUGUCGAACGCUGCUGUGCUAACACCAUCUACUGAGAACUGAAGGGUCAAUGUUUUGCAUACCUGACAAAGACCUCAAUUGUACGCGAAAUUAGCACAACCUCUCCAGUUUCCCACUGAACAGCCUACUAUACAUUUUUUUGCCUUUGCAAGUUUUUGAUUUGCUCUUGAUGCAUAAUUUGCCAUUAUUUAGCUUUUUUUUUUUUUUAAGCGCUAAGGUUACUCAUAGUAUUCCAGAAACAACAUAGCUUUUUUUAACAUUUAGAUUCUGAUAGCAGAUUUUUUUAAACUCGCCUUUAUUAAAAAUUAUGCUUUAUUUUACAAAUAAAAUUAUUUAAGACUAAUGCUCAUCAAAAUAGCAGCAAAAACUCAAAAGCAAGAGAAAGGUAUUGCAAGCAUACAUACGUCGAGACAUAUUUCAAGACUCCGUAUUUAAUGACCCAUUAUUUUGUACAGUUAAAAAAUGACAUUUAACUCUACUUCAACCCCAAAAUUAAUCAUACUGGUUCAGACUUAUUUAUAAUAUACAUAAUCUAUGAUGCCAUUGCUUAACUUGAAAAAUUUAUAAUUAAGAUUCCAUGUUUUCAGACAUUUCACAUUUUAUGUUUUCAACAUUCAUAUAAAUACUUCCAUAAUGUGUUAAAUAAAUUGUGAAAUGUUGUAAAAAAAUUAAUGAGAAAAGGGGAGGAGUUUAAAAAAACUGAAUUAAACAGCUGAUAAAAAACUCAAAUUUAUCAGUUCAAACAAGAUCACUUUUUUUUUACGUUCAGUCACAAAACUAAUUUGAAUACUUUUGACUCGAGAUUCAGUUAUUUCAUUUUAGCACACAGCCUGAAAAAACCCACACUGUAAUUACUGAAUUCUUUCACAGCACCAAUUCUUACUUCAGGUUCCCUGGAAUUCUAGUAUUCCCUAAAACAUCAUUAGAGAUCUUGCAUGAAAUGAUGAUGAUUAGGCUAAAUAUCUGUAAUGCCUGUAUAGAAUAUUCCUUGAAAUAUAAAUAUUUUUCUAAACUUUUGCACAGAUAAAAGUUUGAGAAACUCUGUUUAAUACUAAUAAAAACAUGCUGAUUUGACAAAAACAAUAAUAAAAAAAUACUCAAAACUAUGGCUUGCCGUUAUUGCUAACAAUCAGUUUACCACUGAAACUACUUAUUUCACAGAUGACCUAAUGCAAGUUCUGAAAGUAAUCAUGAGUAUUAUCUAUACAAAAUUAAUGUCAUCCUGGCUGAAUUUGGCGUUUACCUAAUAACGUAACUGUACGAAGUCUACAACGUACUGACAUUAGUCAAAAUACCUACUUACAUUUUUAGUGUGAACCGAAGAGAAGGUUUGAAUAUUAUAUGUACAGAUUUACAUGAUAGGAAUCGCGAAAAAUCCAAAUCAUUUAGGGGAAAAAAAGUCGCGUUGCCUACACUCAAAAAUCAUAUUCAUAGGUAAUUUUUAAGAAAAUUCUAAAUACUAAAACAUAUUAAUCUGUUUUGUCUAUAUUCCAGUGUAUUUUAAGAGUUUUUAAAAUAUAUAGUUAAAUUUUUUUUAAUGUAUGUUAUGCAUGUAAUCACUUCCAAAGUUGAUGUGUAAUUUAAAAAAAAAAAUAUGAAUAUUCACAUCUGAAGUCAUAUGUUUUAGUGUAAAUCCUAACAACUGGGCUGAAAUAUUCUACAGAACAUUAUUUGAAGAAUCAUCAAAUAUAUUUUUUAUAUUACAGUUACAUGUAACUUAUGGCAGAACAAAAUGUUUUAAAAAUAUUUUUAUUAUAUCAUUUUAAUAAUUAUCUAUUUAGACUUCAUAAAAUAAUGACCAGUGAUCAUUAUUCUAUGAAGUGAAUUUUAAAUCAAAUAAUUUCACAUAUUUAUAAAUAAUAGAAAUGAUAAAAUCGGAUUCACUGGUUUAAGCUUAAAAUGCCUUUCACUAACUAUAAAAUGAGCAGUUCGUCAAAAGUACUUGACAGCUGCAGUGAUUAUUAACUGUGAUUAAAAGGGCAUUUUGAAGGAAAGAUGUAUAUGUUAUUCAUUAUCAAACAUAAUUACUUUUCUAAUUCUCUUGGUCUUAUGUGAAUGCAUAUAAAUAUUUGUACAGAACCAUGCACAAUAAUUUUGAAUCCCUAAAAAAACAAUCAUUUAAGAGUUAGAAAAUGUUAUCAGAGAUGGAAGGAUCUUAACUCUUGAAUUUAAAAAGCUGAUGAGCAUACACUAUUCAAUGGCAUCCAUGUAGGUUGACUGCCUACUUUUAUAUGUUCUGGCUCUGAAUGGAUGUUUGGAAUUAAAUUUUAUCAGAAAAUACCGUACCAGAAAAUGUAACUGUCAUAUACUACAUACAAAAAUUUACUUCAGUGAGAUUUUAAAUCUGAUUUAUUGCAGUACAACAGGAGUGUCUAAUAAAUGGAUUGCAGAAGCUUAUUCUGUCAUUUAAAGUGCAAUUUGAAUUUUUAGUUACCUAUUAAAAAAUUUGCAUUCAGUUUGCAUAAUCUGACAGAUGGCAAAAAACACAAGUGACUUUAAAAACCGCAGGGAAAUGUUUUGCACUGCUAUAUGUUAAACAGAUAUCAACAAUUAUAUUACUGUAUGUCACUUUAUUUUUUAUAAUCUUAAUAAAUUGCUAUUUUGCUUUGUUUUUUUAUCUUUUUUGUAAUAAGUCAUUGUAAUGUUAAUGUUGAUAUCAAAAUUUUCUGUAACACUGGGCCACUUUGAAAGACAUCUGAAUAAAAGAAACAUCAAAGAGGUCAGAACAUCACAGGGUUUAAAUACCAUAAUUUUAUAUGGUUAUACUAAAUCAUUAUUUCACAGAGAUGUUCCUGAAAUUUAAAACUUGUGAGAAAACAAUAUACAGCAUGAAUGAUAUUUCAGGGGUCCAAAAUUAUUUCUUUUUGUUAUACACAUAAAAUAUAAAAGAUAGUCACAGAAAUUAACAAGUUGGCCACCCCUGUAGUACAGAAUUAAUUUUUGAUUUCUUUUGUUAUUAGUAUGUACUUUCUCCCAGUUGUAGUCGUUUCUCAAUUCUGUUUAUGUUGUGGAACUUUUGUAAUUACUUUAAUGUCACUAAGCUGUGAAUAGAUUAGUCCUUUCUUUGUCAGUAGCAAUAUUUCCUAAUCACUGACAAGGUCUUUUAUUUGCAGUAAAGUCUGCUUAAAGGUACGGCUUUAUCUCCCUGCCUUUUAGUAAAGGAAACAUACUAGGGAGGGCACAUCUUAUCAAAAGUGACUGCAGGUUAAAGAAGUUUAAAAAGUAUGAUGCAAAGGAUAACUUAGGCACAUCUCUUGAAAACUAAUGGAGUAAAAUAUAAAGUCCAUGAGACUAACAGAAUGUUCGUGCAAUGCCUCUGUUGCUUCAAAAGCUCAUUUUCUGUCCAUUUCUUUAUCUGGAAAGCAGACUUUACUAUUUUUUUUUUUUAGAAUAUUCAUUUAAAUUCUUUUAAAUAACAAAUUCGAUGUUUAAAUUCAGCAAAAUUUAAUGCUAAAUGAAUUUAAAAAUAUUUCAUCAACAAUAAAUUUUUUGGUAAUUAUACAAGAAAUUUAAGUUUGUAAAUAAUGUAUUUGUAUAUAAUGUAAAUGUAAAUACUGUAUGCAGUGCACAUUAAAUGUAUUCCUGAUGUCCUGUCAAUUA